Molecule: messenger RNA, 2225 nt
Organism: Perca fluviatilis (European perch)
Lineage: Eukaryota; Metazoa; Chordata; Actinopteri; Perciformes; Percidae
Gene: tmed1b
Product: transmembrane p24 trafficking protein 1b
Exons: 5
Coding region: 42-800 (252 amino acids)
Biological process (GO): endoplasmic reticulum to Golgi vesicle-mediated transport; Golgi organization; intracellular protein transport
Cellular component (GO): endoplasmic reticulum-Golgi intermediate compartment; Golgi apparatus; endoplasmic reticulum
Source: RefSeq, a predicted model, not a curated record
CAUCCAAUCACAACAUCGCAAAGUUCAGCUGCGGAAGAGAGAUGAGAAGGAGAUGGCUGAACUUAGAUAGCCCUGUAUUUGGGAAUAUCUUCACCAUGGAUCUUCUCCGUAUGAAAGAGGGAUGCGGAGUACGACUGCUUGUCCUUGCAGUAGUGUUUGGGUGGUGUUUAGGGUCUGUGAGCUGUUUCGGACAGAACCUAGACAGCGAGUUCACGUUUCUGCUACAAGCCGGAAGAUCCGAGUGUUUCUUUCAAACAGCAAUAAAGAAUGGUACGAUGGAGGUCGAAUAUCAGGUGAUAGCAGGUGCUGGUAUGGAUGUAGACUUCACCAUCAUCUCUCCAGAAGGCAUCCACCUCAUCUUUGAGUCUCGGCGCUCUGACGGAGUCCACGUGGUGGAGCCUACGGUGGAGGGAGACUAUGAAAUCUGCUUUGACAACAGCUUCAGUCGCUUCUCAGAGAAGAUGGUGUUCUUCGAGAUCAUCAUCGAGGGUCAAGGAGGAGAUGUGGGUGGAGAUGAAGAGUGGAUGGGAGUAGAGGAGCCCGAUGGAAGCCUCCUGGAGUACAAGCUGGAGGACAUCCGGGAGUCCAUGGACUCUCUGCACAGACGCUUGGAGCGCAGCCGGCAGAUGCAGACGGUGUUGCGGGCUUUUGAGGCACGGGAUCGAAACCUUCUGGAAGACAACCUGUGGAGGGUCUCAUUCUGGUCCUGUGCCUGUGUACUGGUGAUGCUGUGUGUGGCACUUACCCAGGUUUACACUGUCCGUAAACUGUUCGAUGAUAAGCGGAGGGUCUGCACAUAGACGGAUUAUUUUGCAGGAGAACAAUCCAAUACAAGAUGUUUGGCUGGUUACCCAUUCAGACUAUGCUCCACUAUGUUCCAUUUAGUCUCCAUGAAUACCAGCAUUCAACAUCAGUGUUAGUGGAUCUUUUUUACUUUGAAAAUGUUGUUUUAGAUCGGUUUGUGAGCAAUAAUUAAAUAUGAUUAGAUCAUGAAGGGUAGCCAGGUGAGGAAAUUCAAGUUGGUUAUUUCUAUUUAUUUGUUUAAAAGAACACGCCGACUUAUUGGGACUUUAGCUUAUUCACCGUAACCCCCAGAGUUAGAUAAGUCCAUACAUACCCUUCUCAUCUCCAUGCGUGUUGAUAGAACUGUAACUCUGUCCGACGGCUCCACCGGUAGCACGGAUCCUGAAGGUAAUCGGUUCCAACUAGCCUACUGCUCCGAAUAAAUGACAAAAUAACGCCAACAUGUUCCUAUUUACAUGUUGUGAUUUGUAUAGUUACAGAAUAUACAAAUAACAAGGUCACAUGAGACACAGCCAUCUUCUAACCAUAUAUAAACUGGGAACUAUAUUCUCAGAUAGGCGAAGCACUGCUACUUCUGCUACUUGGGCAAGAGAGUAGCAGUGCUUCAAUAAGUCGGCGUGUUCCUUUAAUGCCUUUUCAAAUCAUACCACAAACCAAUGAGGAAAUACAUUUUGAAAGGCACUGCCUACAUAGACAGAACAAUAAAUGUAGUAUAACUGCUGUCCUAUGUUUCUGAAACUGGUGAGUGGUUUUAGGAUUUUUUCUUGAAAGGUGAAAUUAUUCCUACUAAAGGUAAGAGGUCAGUAAUGUGACACAACUCAAAAACUGAUCCACAGAGCUCCUAUUCAGCUGGUUUAGAAGGGAUGACGAUGUGCAAUAGUGUUGUUGGCGUAUUUGUUCUUCCUACGGUUUAAGGUCUUUCCAUUAUAUUAGUGAUCUGUCCAUCUGACCAGGUGUUUCCUUGGUUACAAUCGUGUUGAUGGUUAGUUCUUUUGAGAUGUUACUGAUUUUUCUUUUCACGUGCCAGUUCAAGUCUAUGCUGACGUGUUGACAAAUAAGAAUGUAGAAUAAGAAAGAGGGUUGAUUUGCAGUGAUUGCCAGUAAUGUACUGUAAUGUGUCAAUACUCUUCCAGUUUGUAGCAUAUGUGUAUGUCAGUUCAUUUAUCAGGAUAAUUCAGUGUAAACAUACUGAUUGUUUGAUGUGUGUUGUGUGUCACUGGCUUCUGUUCGAUCUUCUAGAUGAUCAAACUUGUUUGUUUUUUUCCAGAUGUAUGUUUGACAUUUUGAUUCUGAUCAGACAGCCACUGAGUGUUUUUUUUCUUUUUCAUAAGAACAGGCUUUCAUUACAUAUUCAAUAGAAUAUGUAAAAAUCAGGUUUACAUGAGAUUCAUUAUUAUUAAAUGCAUUUUUUACACAGGUUA